ACACCUGUGAGCUACGCCCAUCACUGUCCCUUCCUCUUUCAGUAUAAUGUGUGUGAGAGAGUGCAAUGGCAGCCGCAACUAUCUCUGUAGAUCAAGACGAGUUUUGCUGUCCUGUGUGCCUAGAGGUUCUGCGAGAUCCCGUGACCAUCCCGUGUGGACACAGCUACUGUCUGGACUGCAUUGAGGAUUACUGGAACACAGCGAAGCAGAAAGACCAGUACAGCUGCCCCCAGUGCAGGCAGGUGUUCAAUCCCAAACCCCUGCUGAGCAGGAACACCGUUCUGGCCGAAGUGGUGGAAAAGUUUCUGAAAAGUGAAGUUCAGUCUGCGGCCCAGCACCUGGCGAAACCCGAGGAGGUGAAAUGCAGCGUCUGUAAGGGCAGGAAGAACAGAGCUGUGGAAUCCUGUCCCCAGUGCCUGGAGUCUUUCUGCCUGGCCCACCUGAAAGGACACGAAGAGCGCUUUCACAGAAAAGGACACAAGCUGAUCCCAGCCACAGACAGGCUGAAAGAGAAGCUGUGCCAACAGCACGAAAAGCUGCUGCGUCUGUACUGCCUCAAUGACCAGCAGUGUGUGUGCUCGCUGUGUGUUAAGGAGAGACACAAGGGCCACAACACGGUGCCGGUGGUGGAGGAGAGAAGCAACCAGCAGAAAAAACUCAAAGAAACUUCUUUGAAGUCAGUACAGAAACUGAAGGAUGCAGAGAAGGAACUGAGAUACGCCAUAAGAUACAUGAAGCAUUCCACAGAGGCUGUGGUGGAGGAGAGUGAAAGGAUUUUCUCCAAGUUGAUUCGAUCCAUUGAGAAACAAAGCGGAGAGGUGAAGGAGAUGAUCAAAUCCCAGGAGAGACUGGUGGUUGGUCAGGCCGAGGAGAUGCUGGAGAAGAUCCAGAGGGAGUUGGCUGAGCACCGGAGGACCGAGGCUGAGCUGGAGAGGCUGUCUCGCACGGAAGACCACAUCCACUUCCUCCAGAAAUGCAAGUCUCUCCAUUUCCCUAUGAAGACUGUAGAGAUGCCCAACACAGAUGCCCUGACGUAUUUCAUGUAUAAAACAAUGAAAGACGGCCUGGGCGACCUGAAAGGAGGCCUGGAGGAAACACUUCAAAGGGAAUUCAGCAGAGUUUCUGAUAAAGUAUACUCGCUGAAGGAGAGCAUCAAUCCAAACAUCAGUGAAAAGACCAAAGCUAGAGACGCCGACAUUCCUUACACCACAGAACCGAGGAAAAGAACCGAUUUUCUCCAAUAUUACAACGAGUUGACGUUGGACACGAACACAGCCAACUCCUACCUGAGCGUCUCCGACAGCCGGAGGUCAGUGACAACCCGCUCAGAGCCGCAGCCCUACCCCGACCACCCGGACCGCUUCACCAGCUGGGCCCAGGUGUUGUGCAGAGCAGGGAUUGCGGGCCGAUGUUACUGGGAGGUGGAGUGGGCUGGGAGUGGGGGGGUCUCAGUUGGCAUCUGCUACAAGAACAUGAACAGGAUUGGAGGAGGGAGCGACUGCAAACUGGGCCAUAACUCUAAAUCCUGGAGCUUAGACUGCAUCAACACCACCUGCUCGUUCCAGCACAACAAGGAAAGCGUUGCCAUCGUGACUCCCUGUGGGAGCCGGAUAGGAGUGUAUCUGGAUUUCAGGGCUGGGACGCUAACGUUCUAUAAUGUUUCUGAUUCAAUGAUUCUGCUCCACAAGGAGAAGACAACAUUCACCCAGCCAGUGUACCCGGUGUUUUGGGUCGGCUUGGGCUCUACACUGAAGGUGUGCUCUCUUUAAACUAGAAUCCUGCUUUAGUAGCA
This is a messenger RNA of Xiphophorus maculatus (southern platyfish), 1792 nucleotides long. Its product is annotated as E3 ubiquitin/ISG15 ligase TRIM25-like. Gene Ontology annotation, molecular function: zinc ion binding; ubiquitin-protein transferase activity; protein binding. Gene Ontology annotation, biological process: protein ubiquitination. The coding region runs from base 66 to 1769 and encodes 567 amino acids. The record is from RefSeq and is a predicted model, not a curated record. NCBI's taxonomy places the organism in Eukaryota, Metazoa, Chordata, Actinopteri, Cyprinodontiformes, Poeciliidae. The transcript is spliced from 7 exons.